ACUAAGUCUAUAUAAAGCUGCAGGUAGAAAGUAAAGUUGAUUUUUCAACAUUGUGGAGGGGAGAGCAACUCCAGGAGCCAAUUCUUUACUGAAAGUGAUAUUAUCCGUUGUGAAACGAAAAUCAAUAAUUCAAAAUGGCACAGUUUGGAGGGACUCCAAUGGUUAUAAUGACCCAGCCUGCUGCCGCAUCGAAAAGGGAAUGGAACUCUGGACUGUUAAGCUGUUGUGAUGAUGUGGGAAUAUGUUGCUGUGGUCUAUUCUGUCUACCUUGUUUAGGCUGUCAAGUUGCAGGGAGUAUGGGUGAAUGUUGUCUCUGCGGUACCUCCAUGGCGAUGAGAACUCUCGUCAGAACAACAUAUAACAUUUCGGGAUCCCUUUGCAAAGAUUUCUGUGCAACCGCAUUUUGCCUCCCAUGCUCUGUUUGCCAAAUUAAAAGAGAAAUUAAUUAUGCAAGAUGAGGUUGCUUAGAGGUUUUCUGGAUAUAUUACACAUUGUGUGGCAGGUAUGACCUUUAUUUAUCAUAAUCCAUCUAAUACAAAAUGAAGACUGACAGAAAGUGCAACAGAAGAAAACAAAUUGAAAAUUAGCAGAUUAAAUUUCAUUUAAUUUUUGUGAAGCCAUUACCCUGUGAUCUGAAGUUUUUUUGCCAGAGUAACACAACACCAGAUUGCCAAUGAUGUUCAAAUUGAAUGAUAUACAGAUCAAAAGGGGAGAUUAUUAUAACUUUUGGUGAAGUGAGCUGUUCCAUCAAUGUUAUAGAAGGAAACAGACUAUCCAAAACCAGAAUGAUCCAAAUUGGAAAAAAUUCAAAUGGUAGUGAAUGUACCCAGAAAAGCUCAGACUUCAAAUGUAGAAUUCACCUCUUUGUGGCAGUUUCUAAAUCUGCAAUUUUCUAGCAAUAUUUUACAUGAAUGUUCUAAAUCUGAAACUUUAAUAAAAUGAAGAUCUUUUGUU
Messenger RNA from Chiloscyllium plagiosum (whitespotted bambooshark), 954 nucleotides. Its product is annotated as placenta-specific gene 8 protein-like. The record is from RefSeq and is a predicted model, not a curated record. NCBI's taxonomy places the organism in Eukaryota, Metazoa, Chordata, Chondrichthyes, Orectolobiformes, Hemiscylliidae.